Messenger RNA from Aspergillus candidus, 2604 nucleotides. Its product is annotated as putative C6 transcription factor. The coding region runs from base 152 to 2494 and encodes 780 amino acids. The transcript is spliced from 7 exons. Lineage: Eukaryota; Fungi; Ascomycota; Eurotiomycetes; Eurotiales; Aspergillaceae. The record is from RefSeq and is a predicted model, not a curated record. Gene Ontology annotation, biological process: regulation of DNA-templated transcription; DNA-templated transcription. Gene Ontology annotation, molecular function: DNA binding; DNA-binding transcription factor activity, RNA polymerase II-specific; zinc ion binding.
UUUGGCCCAUCCCCACUCCGCUUCCUCGCCCCCCUCGCACUAGUAGGCAACCUGUUGUCUUUCCUCGUGUGUCGGACGAGUGUGAUCCUUAAUCUCAUGGCGUAUCGUGCUCGCUUUUUCCACGAUCCGCCGCCUUUUUUGUACAAAGUCAAUGGUGGUCAAGCCGCAUCGUCUAGAGAUGGCCGACGCGUCACUGAAAGCCAAACUCCCGCGGAAGAGCGCCUUCUCGUGCGAGGUCUGUCGCAAGCGCAAGGUGAAAUGCAACGGAGCCAGUCCAGCUUGCUCGCGCUGUGCGGUCCGUGGGGAGCUCUGUGUUUACAGCCUAGCCCCGACAUUAUCUUAUACGAAGCAGUUGGAAGCCCGUGUUGCUCAGCUGGAGAAUGCUUUGUCCAAGGUGCAUGUCCAGCAGCCAUCGGAAACAGAUUCCGGCGAGGGUCCCUCGCCUGCCAAGCGCACGAGGAGCCCGGGUUCUCAGACCCCCCUGAGGGAUAGACGGCAAAGCAGCGAAGAACUUGCGAGGGAUCUUGAUGGGCUACAGGUUGAGCAUGAUGGCCGGAUAUCCUUCCAUGGACCGACCAGCUUGUUCCAACUGCCUGGCGGGGCGCUGAAAGAAACGUCGCCGGCAUCCCAGCUUACCACGCCCCUGGAAGGACGAAAGGAACGCCUCGUCAACAAUGCCUGGCGUGAGAGAGCUUAUGAGCAAAUGGCGACCAUGCCGGAACCAUACCAAUACCUCCUCGACUCUCACUGGUGCUGGAUCCAACCACUCUUCAACUUCGUCUACCGGCCCGCAUUUACGCGAGACAUGAAGAUCAACGGGCCCUACUACUCAGACGCUCUUCUGAACGCGCUCCUCUCUCACUCGGUACGAUGGUGCAAAACCGAGCCCCGGAUCGGGCCCAUCCUCAACUCCUUCGAUGGUGGAGCCCAGUUCGCGCAUCGAGCUGUCACGGAGCUGUAUGACUCGCUCAAAGUGGGGCAUGUCGGCAUCCCCACAAUCCAGACUCUACUCCUUCUCAGUGCCCAGGAGUGUGGGCGGGGGAAUAGGACGCAGGCUUGGUUAUACAGUGGGAUGGCGUUUCGGAUGCUGGAUGACUUGGGAGUAUCGAUCGAUAGUCUCAAGUACUCGGACUCGGCGAAGCUCAAUGAUGAGGACGUUGAGAUCCGGAACAGGCUGUUCUGGAGCUGUUAUUUCUGGGACAAGAUGGUCUCCCUUUAUUUUGGGAGGUCGCCCACGAUGCAGAAUUCCAGAGUCAGCCCGCCGCAGACGAUACUGGACAACACUGCGGAGAUCGAGAACUGGACGCCGCAUGGCGUCGUCUUCCCGGAUGGCUUCCACUAUCCUCCUACUCAAGCCCACUCCACAUCUGCUUUUGUGAAGAUGUGUGGGCUGGCGGAGAUUCUGCACGAGAUUCUGGUCCAUAUCUACGAUCCGAUCCGACAGGUGUCGGAGAUGGAGCUCUACAGCUGCGUCGAGGAGCAGGCGCAGAAUCUGGCCGAAUGGUGGGAAGAAUUGCCAGAUUUCCUGAAACUGAUAGUUUCGGAUCUUCCUCCUUUUUCUCCUCCAGCACAUAUCGUCAUACUAAACUGCCUAUACCACACCAUCAACAUCCUCCUCCACCGCCCGAUCCUCUGCUCUAAAUCGAAUCGCCCACCCUCCGAUAAAAGCCAUCUAGUCCAGUGCAUGAUCUCCGCAACCGCCAUCCUAUCUCUCUUCGACAUGUUCUGCAACACCUUCGGCGACGGCCAUGUUGUCCUGUCGCUUGCCUACAGCGUUUACACCGCUGCUUCGAUAUUCUUGCUCGAGGUCCAGGCUCUGAAGUACGCGGCGCCGGGUACGCUCGAGAAAUUGAAGUUUUGCAUAUACGCCUUGGAGAGGGUUAAGAUUUCUAAUCCGGUAAUGGCGACAGCCUUAGGCCUGAUUUAUCGGGAGCUGCAAAAGCUUCAAGUCGAUAUCAACGUCACACUAUCUCCGACGCAGUCAACUCAGCCAUUCCAGCCUCAAUCGCACUCCCACCAAAGCAACUCCCCUUCCCCACAUUUCAACCAACAGCAACAGCAGCAACAGCAACAACGAAUCCCCCUCGAUCUCUCCAACCCAUCCACACACGCCUCUCCCUCUCCCCACCGCCACCUACAACAAACACAACAACAACAACAACACCUCACCGACCCCACACCCCCCCUAGGCCCAGGCCCAAUGGUCACCCCAAUCGGAGUCCCCCCCGCCACCUCCCUCCUCCCCGAAUACACACCCUUCCACCCUCCUCCUCCGCCCCCACCACCAGCGCCAACCCCAGCAGCCAACUUCGACCCCUCCCACACCCGCAUCCCCCACAUGGCUACAACCCACCUGAUAGGAGGGAUGCCGAACGCAGUCAUGGCGCUGGAAAGCCCCGGCUCGUAUGAGAUUACGCCCGAGGUGUUCGAGGCAUUUUCGUAUGCGGAGCCUAUUACGACGAAUAUGACGCAGUUUGAGGAGUCUAUGAUGUGAUAUACUAUACUGGGUUGUUUAUAUGCUUUAUGUGUGUUUGUGGGAUUGCAUGGAUGGUGUAAUCAGGAGCAGGGUGUAUAAUUCGGAAAGUAAUACGUUUGGUGAUUCUA